AACAUGCUUCUAGACUUGAUGGCAUAUGCGUCACCUAAAGUUUUAAUGACAAAUAUUUUUAUUAUUGUUUCAGAUCCAGAUCCUGAUGUGGCCGAAAACUUUAACGAACUGGAAGCCUCUUUUCCACCUCUUACGAGUCCACCUGUUCAUUUUGUGACCGAAAAUAGUACCAUUGUAACCUCGCAAACAGGGUCCACUGCACUUGUACCAUGUGUUAUCAACAACAUUGGAGAUGGAAUGGUCUCAUGGAUACGAAGAAAAGAUUUCCACAUCCUUACCAUUGGAUUGACCACUUACAGCAGCGACGAAAGAUUUCAAGCAGUUCAUUUGCAACAUUCAGAGGAUUGGACUCUGCAAAUUAAGUAUGUCCAACAGAGGGACGCUGGAAUGUAUGAAUGUCAAGUGUCCUCCCACCCCCCUACAAGCAUUUUUAUACAGCUCAAAGUUGUAGAGGCGCGAGCUGAGAUCCAAGGUCCUCCAGAAAAAUACCUUAAACCAGGAUCAGGACUGAGAUUAUCAUGCACAGUGCUACAGAGCACUGAGCCUCCCAGUUAUGUUUUUUGGUAUCACAACAACCGGAUGAUCAACUACGAUGUUGAUCGAGGGAUUAACGUAACGACAGAACUUCUGGAAAAAACAAGCACCUUGACCAUCACAAAUGCAGCUACCAGACAUUCAGGAAACUAUUCUUGCGUACCCAGCAACGCCCAACCAGCAAGCACAUACGUUCAUAUAUUGAAUGGCGAAAAUCCUGCUGCUAUGCAACAUGGGGGCAGAGGCCUUUCCUGGCUUCAGUGUAGUCCGUCAUCUUGGUUAUUAUUAUCCUCAAUCGUGAUUUUACUGUGCUAG
This is a messenger RNA of Brassicogethes aeneus, 849 nucleotides long. Lineage: Eukaryota; Metazoa; Arthropoda; Insecta; Coleoptera; Nitidulidae. The record is from the annotation of a GenBank genome assembly.